This is a messenger RNA of Megalops cyprinoides (Indo-Pacific tarpon), 4337 nucleotides long. RefSeq names its product inositol polyphosphate phosphatase-like 1b (gene inppl1b). NCBI's taxonomy places the organism in Eukaryota, Metazoa, Chordata, Actinopteri, Elopiformes, Megalopidae. Gene Ontology annotation, biological process: phosphatidylinositol dephosphorylation. Gene Ontology annotation, molecular function: phosphatase activity; protein binding. The record is from RefSeq and is a predicted model, not a curated record. The transcript has 27 exons. The coding region runs from base 324 to 4040 and encodes 1238 amino acids.
GCAUGGCUCUGGAAAUGUUGGCCCAGUGUGCAUGACGAGGGCCGCGUCUGCUGCGUUCAGAUGCUCAGCGACUGUUGAUGAGUGUCGCAGUGACCCCCGCGGCUCCGUUCCUCAGCACCUGGAGGUGACAUGAGACUUAUUCCUGUGGAGGACCUUCUGUGCCCGCUCUCCCUGACCGCCUCGCCCUCGCACCCUCGCUGUGGACUGCCUCUCAGCGCGGACACCCCUCUCGCUUGGCCCCGGUCCGAACCGGGUCAACGGUCGCUCUCCUCUGCUUCUCUCGCACCUCCCCUCGCCCCGCGGAACCUGGACAGGGCGUCACCAUGGCAACAGCCGCCUGGUACCACCGCGACAUCAGCCGGGUCCGGGCCGAGGACCUGCUUGCCCGGGCGGGGAGGGACGGCAGCUUCCUGGUGAGGGACAGCGAGUCGGUGCCUGGAGCCUACGCCCUCUGCCUGCUGUUCCAGCGCCAUGUUCAUACAUAUCGCAUUCUUCCGGAUGCCGAGGGCCUGCUUGCUGUCCAGACGUCCCAGGGGGUACAGGCCAACUGUUUCCGAACGCUGGGGGACCUGGUGUCGGGGUACCAACAGCCCCACAAGGGCCUGGUUGCGCCCCUGCUGUAUCCCGUGGGGCGUGAGGCGGAGCUCGGGGACGAGAGCUCAGAUGGUGAUGAUGAGAAGCCUGGUGUGGCGUGGAACCCGGGGACAGCCUCGUCCCCGGCCAGUGCCGUGCCUCCCCAGGGACCUGCAGCACCCCCAGGGCCGCACGUCCUCUUCCUCCAGAGGCUACAGGAAAUCUCCACCCCCAGCAUGGCCAGUGAGGUGGUGGGGCUCCUGAGUGAAUAUUUGCGCAACGAGCUCCCCCAGGACCUGGAGGGGCUGCGCAGAGGGGGGACCGGACUGCGCAACCUGCAGCGUACGCUGGGCGUGGCCUGUGAGGGUCUGCGCAGUGAGAUAGACCUGACCCUGUCCAGCCUGGAGACUCUGGCCAAAGUUUUUGACCAUCCUGCCUGCCCACUGACCUACCCCAGGACACAGAAUUCUGGGAAGGGACAGGACAUGGACAUAGAGAGCCUGGUGUCUAAGAUCUCAGCCUUGUGCAGCCUGCUGUCUUCCCUGGAGAAGAGGGUCCUGAAGGCACUACAGGAUGCUGUGACCAAUCACAAUCUGGCUGUGCAACCUGCUCCGCCCCCUGAGCCCUCCCCUGCACCAAAGAGUAACGUCAGGCCCAUACCUGUGCAUACCUUUCAGGUGAAGGUUGUCCGUUAUGGCCGACAGACAGUGUCGGUCGAUGUCGACAAUGGAGUUCUGCUGUUUGAUAGGAAGUCAGGAACAUUUGGCGUGGAGACUCUGUCACAUGACAGGAUUCUGCAGCUGGUGAAGUUUCAGAGCAGCCCAACAAAACUGCGCAUGGUGGCAGACAGCCACAGAAACGCCCCAAGAGAGCUGCUGUUUGAGAGUGCACGGAAGCAGGAAGCUUUCUGCCAGCUGCUGCAGCUGAUGAGGGCCAGGCACUCCCAGCAGAGCGAACCCGACUUCAUCUCUGUCUUCGUGGGCACCUGGAACAUGGGCGGCUCUCCGCCUCCUCGCAGCCUGCAGUCCUGGGUGACGUGCCAGGGACUCGGCCGUGUCCCGGACGAGUCGACGGCGACGCUUCCGCACGACGUGUAUGCCAUCGGCACCCAGGACAACACCCAGGGCGAGAGGGAGUGGGCGGAGCAAGUGAAAGCCACUCUUCGGAGCGUCACCCACGUCGACUUCAAACUGGUGGCGAUACAAUCACUGUGGAACAUCAGGCUGGCUGUGUUUGUGAGGCCGGAGCACGAGAGCCGUAUCAGUCACGUCAACACCGCCAGUGUAAAGACCGGCCUGGCUAACACUUUGGGAAACAAGGGGGCUGUGGGGGUCUCCUUCCUCUUCAACGGUACCUCUUUCGGCUUUGUAAACUGUCACCUGACCUCUGGCAGUGAGAAAGCCCUCAGGAGGAAUCAGAACUUCCAGGACAUCCUCCGUCUAUUGUCUCUGGGUGACAGGCAGCUGAGUGCCUUCGACAUCAGCCUGCGCUUCACUCACCUCUUCUGGUGUGGGGACCUCAACUACCGGCUGGACCUGGAUGUGCAGGACAUUCUCAGACAUGUGUCCAAGAGGGAGUUCAAUGAACUGAUGUGCGCUGACCAGCUGACCCGCGAACGUCACAAGAGGAAGGCCUUCCUGAACUUCAAUGAAGAGCAGAUCGUGUUUCCUCCCACCUACCGGUACGAGCGCGGCUCCAGGGACUGUUAUCUGUGGCAGAAGUACAAGACCACAGGGGUACGAGUCAAUGUGCCGUCAUGGUGUGACCGUGUGCUGUGGAAGUCAUACCCAGAGACCCACAUCAGCUGCACCUCUUAUGGUUGCACUGAUGACAUCACCACCAGUGACCACUCCCCUGUCUUCGCCACAUUUCAAGUUGGGGUGACGGCACAGUUCAUUUCAAAAGCAGACCUGAGUGCAUGUGUGGAAAAGGCGUGGAUUGAGUUGGAAGGCAUCGAGGCCAUCGUGAAGACAUCCAGCAAAGCCAAGUUCUUCAUUGAGUUUCACUCCUACUGCUUUGAAGAAUUCCGACGCUCUAGUGAGAAUGACUCACAGAGUUGUGAAGUCCCAGGGUUUCUCAAACUGGGUUGGUCCUUCAAACAGAUGCCAAAGCUUGUCCCUGUUGUCUCAGACAUGGAAUAUCUCCAGGACCAACACCUGCUGCUGUCCGUCAAGUCGUGCGAUGGGUUUGAGUCAUACGGUGAGUGCUGCGUGGCCCUUCGGUCUCUCAUCGGCAGCACGGCGGAGCAGUUCGAGACAUUCCUGACGCACCGCGGCGAGGAGAUGGGCUCCAUCCGGGGCCGCGUCCGGGUGCACGUGCCCAAGGAUCGCCGUCGCACCCGCGAGAAGUCCUACGAGUGGAUUUGCUUCGAAAGGGAAGAAAAGGGCUCAGUAAAAGGUCACUUGUCGCCCCCAACGACACGAGCGCCCAUUGCACGAGUUCCAGUGACUCCGCCUACCUCAGCUCCCAGCAGCUACACCAACCCCGCCUACUUCAUUUUUGAGGGUGUGCCUGUGCUGCGCAGGGUGGAGGAAGACCCGCCUCCCCGCCGGGAACACCAGGUGAUCUGGGCCAAGGACGCGGUGGUACAGCUCCCUAGGGUGUCAGGAGGGCGUGGUCAGGACGGGAAGGGGUCCCGCAGGUCAGACUUCACUGAGAUCGAAAUCCCGGGCUGUCUGCCCCAGUUCCACCCCUCCAAUGACCGGCAACCCCAGGCCCAACACCAGCCCCAACCCGGCUCCUCUUACCAGCUCUUCCCAGCUCAGGACAAACCCCCCGUAGCCCACACACCGAGGGGAUCCCCAAACAACAGCCUUCAUUGCAAGGAACAGUCGCUCUAUAAGGACAGCCUGUCCCAGGACACUGCUUUCCACCACAGGGACCACAGAAACACAUACAUGAAUCACUCUGCCGUGGUCAGGGAGGCACCAAGGCCGUACAGCGAACUGCACAGGAAGGAAUAUCCCAGAAUGCAUCAGGAACGGCCCCUAAUGGUACGCAAGAGCCCCUCCCUCUACCCCUACGUGUCCACCAGAGUGACACGCUGUGAGGCUAUGACCCCCUGGGUGACGGACACCCAUCAGGGCCCCUCAGGGGACCACUCUCUCACCGCCCUGCAGAUCGCCAAGUCACUCAGCGAGGUGGACUUCCUGCCUGUAGACCGAAAGUACCCCGGCCCCCAGAAGAUUGCCCAACAGAGGGACCUCGGCUAUGAGCUGGCCAUUGCAACAGAGAGGGCUUACUGCUGGGAAAAAGAGGUGUCAGUACUGCAUGGAGCCCCAGAGACAGUCCAGGAGCUGCUGAGUACUCUGGGACUGCAGCGCUACACCCUGGGACUCAGUCUGAACGGCUGGGACGACCUAGAUUACUUCAGUGGGAUCACUGAGGAAGACCUCCGGGCAGCUGGGGUGACCAACCCAUCUCACCGCAAAAGGAUCUUGGAGAACCUGCCCAAGAUCUGGGACUGACCGGACUCCGAAGGCGAGCCGGGACAGCUGCGGAGGGGAGGGAAGUGAUGGAACUCAUGCAGCUUCCCUCCCCCUGCAGUUUUAGCACUUGUUUGAGUUUUGGACCAAACCGGCAGAGUCUAGGACCGGACAAACCCAUGCCUACCCAUCCCAAGGGACUGGAACUACGGCAGUGAAACGUAUCUGUUGAAAGUGGGGCCGAUGGCACACAUUUCCUGAAUACCCACUGAAAACGCUUGCCUCACUCAGCCCCCCCGUUGGGGUUUACAUUUCUUUAUUUUUUCUCCCCUUUUUGUA